Cavia porcellus (domestic guinea pig) is the source of this 12623-nucleotide messenger RNA. It is a transcript of the gene Oxnad1, whose product is annotated as oxidoreductase NAD binding domain containing 1. Gene Ontology annotation, molecular function: oxidoreductase activity. The record is from RefSeq and is a predicted model, not a curated record. The transcript has 11 exons. The coding region runs from base 592 to 1581 and encodes 329 amino acids. Gene Ontology annotation, cellular component: mitochondrion. NCBI's taxonomy places the organism in Eukaryota, Metazoa, Chordata, Mammalia, Rodentia, Caviidae.
CUCCUGCUCAGCAGUGUCGCGCACCGCGACCAAUUAAACGUGGAGCUCGUCGUGUGGUUGUACGUCACGGUUUGAGACCGCGGAGGCAGCCUAGAGCUGAAGCGGGAUUUAUCCCGGCACUGCGCGAUGUGAGUGUGUAAAGUUCGUUUCCCUGCGUCACGAAGCUGACCUUAGGCCUUAAACAGCUAGCUGAAGUCUGACAAGUGGCCAAGCAAGGGCACUGCUUUUGUUGGUCUCAGCAGGCGGCGGGAGCUGCUAGGCGUCCUCUCCGUCCCUUCCCGGUGAAAGACGAACAGCUCUCCUGGAAUUGCACUUCAUCAGGUGACCUGGAGGUUCCAAACUUCUCACAGUUGGAGUUUCAACUCAGUCUGAACAACUGGCAUCUUUUGACUGAAUGUGACGGCAUAUACCUAUAAUCCCAGAACUGCUGGGGAGGCUGAGUCAGGAGGACCACUGGGAGUUUGAGGCCAGCCUGGGCUACAGAGAGCUUUGUGAGAAUUUCAGUAUAUGAAAAAACUGUCCAUGUUCUGAUUGAAAUCAAUAAAUUACCACCACCAAAAUAUGCUGCAUUAGUCAACGGCCAUACACUUAAUGACUCAUAAAAGCUCAUGGACUUCUAAAUUUUGUUUGCCAGGAAGUACCAUGGCCUGCACUGCUGUCUUGAUUCCUGGGCUGGCGGGAGGCUCUCUGGGAGCCAUUUGCACACGAGCUGCUUCGUCAAGGCUGACACCCAGUACUUUGCGUCACCUUACCCUAGCCAGCAUAAUGAAAUCCAAAAGGAAGACUGACCACUUGGAGAGGACUGCAAGUGUUGUUCGGCGAGAGGUCGUGGCAGCCGCUAAGGUGUGUGGAAUUACCCGCGAAUCACCGUCAGUGAAGAGCCUCCGCUUGUUUGUUACUGAUAAAGAAUUUUCUUUUAAAGCUGGCCAGUGGGUCGAUUUCUUCAUCCCAGGAGUCUCUGUGGUUGGUGGGUUUUCAAUGUGUUCCAGUCCCAGACUUCUAAAACAAGAGAGAGUAAUAGAAUUGGCAGUGAAAUAUACAAACCACCCUCCUGCUCUCUGGGUUCACAAUGAGUGUACUCUUGACUCUGAAGUGGCUGUGAGAGUGGGUGGAGAGUUCUUCUUUGACCCUCAACCCACAGAUACCCCCAGAAAUCUUGUGUUGAUUGCGGGAGGAGUCGGAAUUAAUCCCCUGCUUUCCAUCCUGCGGUAUGCAGCAGAUGUUUAUCGAGAGUGGGCAAACAAAAGAAGUGGAUAUGAGAUAGGAACAAUAAAACUAUUCUACAGUGCAAAGAAUACUAGUGAACUCGUGUUUAAGAAAAAUAUCCUCGAUUUAGUAAAUGAAUUUCCUGAGAAGAUUGCAUGCAGUUUGCAUGUUACAAAACAGACUACACAAAUCAGUGCAGAAUUUAGGCCAUAUAUCACAGAAGGAAGAAUAACAGAGGAGGAGAUAAAAGAUCAUAUUUCAAAUGAGACUUUAUUCUAUAUUUGUGGCCCACCUCCUAUGACAGAGUUCUUCUCCAAGCAACUAGAAAGCAACCAUGUUCCCAAAGAACACAUUUUCUUUGAGAAGUGGUGGUAGGGUACGAGCAAAGGUAUGAAAGUCGACGUGAGAUCCACUCAAGAGAGUAAGAGAUAUUUUAUAUCAUUUGUGGCACAGUGGAUUUACCUCUACUUGAGCUGUUUUAUUUUUUGAAAGCUGUGAACUAAGUGACUAGCUGAAAGAUAAAAUAAAGGCUAACAGAUUCAAAAGAUAAACUUUUUGCAAUGACUUGAUUAAUCAAAAUAUUUUUUAACUUUUAAAAUAUUUUUUACAAUGUGGAUUUUUUUAUAGUAGUAGCAAUUUGAUUCAUAAGGUGCCUUGAAUUGUUAAUACAGAUUGUCUUUUGCCAUUAGGGAAAAAAGUGAUGUGUGUGUGUAUGUGUGUGUGUGUGUGUGUGUGUGUGUGUAUAGAGAGAGAGAGUGAGUCUCAAAAAACAUGUUACACACUUACACAGUUUAUUGUACUAAUAAAUGUCUGGAAGCUAAUGGCCACUACUUUGAAUACCUCUUGUAAUUGUAGGGUCCAAAGGCAAUGUAUUAAUUUCAUGAUGUCUCAAUAUAUUUAGUGUGAAAAUAUUUAUGCAAAUUUUUUUUUCUGAUAAACACUUUUGUUGACUCUCUCUAUAUAUAUACUUUUUAUAUAUUUACUUUAUAUAUAUUUAGUUUAAUAGGAAAUUGUGGAUUUUUGUGUGGAUCAUAGACUCUCUUUAAAUUAUUUGACAGUAGUUCAUAUAUCUUGGGUUCAGUGAACUUAAAUACAUUUUUAAUAAUUUUACUUUCAAAAUUCUCAAUUUUUAAUGCCUUAUUUAAACCAUCAAAGUUGAGUUUGGAAAUGGGAAAUUAUUAGGCAAACUGCUGCAGGGAGUUGAAUAUCAAGCAUAUUUUCUUUCUCGGUAAUGCAUAUCCUAAGUAUGUAUCGUGACUGAUUGUUUCUUAUCUAAUGAAACCCUUCCUGUGUCUUGGCUGCCUGCUUUACCACUGUAGGGUAGCUUCUUGUCUGGGAGCAAAGUGCUGGUCACUGUUACGUUUCAUGUCAAAUCAGUGAAGAGCUGGCUGGUGGUGAAACUGUUAAUAGAUUGAUGAAGGGGUGUAGAACCAUUUCCAAAUCCUCCUCCUCUGCUUUUUAUUUCCUUCCACUUCAAGGGUCCUCCUGGACACCAGAAGGUGUGCAGUGUGCAUUUGCUUUAUGACUGAAGAAAAGUCAUUAACAUUUUAGCCCCUCACAAAGUCUGGAAUUAAAAGACAGUCCCCAGGGUGUAUAGAAAGAGUGCUGGAGCCUCAUCCCCAGGCUUCUCUGGUGAAAUGAGCAGAAACCAUUUCUUCUGUCUUUGUUUAGAUUUUUAAAAAUCAUAAGGACAACCAUGGGCUGAGUGAAGCCAGGCCAUUCUUUUUGUGAUCUGUGGGCCCAAGGCUGUAGCCCUGGAGAACCCUAAAGGAUAGGGGGAACCUGGAAGGAAGACAGACCAGUACUGGAGCUAAUGAGAGGAGACAGUUAACUUUCUUACCUCUGUUGCUUUAGGAACUUCUUUACUACAAAUGAUCGAUUAAUGGGACCUGAAUAAGGCUGGCAUCACCACUGUAGCCUCUGCCCUGUUUUGAGCUUCCUCAGGUUUUAAACAAGAUGGUUUUGGUCAGCUAUCAUCAGCUGUUUAAAGAGUGGGAUAAGUUCUGAGAAAUGGCUGUUAGGUUGUAAGAGAAAAUGGCCUCCUCAGCCAGUAUACCUCAGUUUCUUAGUUGCCCAUGGAAUUGUUGAUACGUUGUAUCAACUUGAGAAGUUUAGAAAUUUAACCCUCAGCAGGGGGCCAGGGUCCUCACUUUGUAAAUAUCCUGAGCCUGUGCAAAAAGAGGGUACAGAGAUGGUAAUGAGUGCUACAUCCACCCUAGGUGGGGGUUACUUGCUUACAAUAUAAGGGAGAAGCCAAGGCUUGCUCUCCUCUGUUUUGCUGCUCUUGCUGCUUUUGCUGUUUUCAGUUGCCUUAAACUGUUGUUGCCCCAGUGCCCUGCCACCCUGCCUUGGAACCAGCUGAUUACGGAUGGAAACCUCCACAAACUGUGAGCUAAGUAAACCUUUCUUUUUUUCACUUUGGGUGCCAGAAAUUUUGUCCCAGCAAUGAGAGAAAAGCAACUAAGAUCCCCAGGUAAGGGGUUGGGGAUUUAGCUCAGCAGCAUAAGCGCCUGCCUUGAAAGCAGGCUGUCAUGAGUUCGAUCCCCGGUACCGAUAAAAAGGAAAAAGACAAAGAAAAAUAAUACCCAGGUAAUAGUUCCUGUUCCAAUGCCAGCUGCUUCUGUGUUUUAGAAACAGCCUGGCUAGUCACUAUGACGUACAUUGUAUAAACCAAUCCUCAAUUGAGAAGCCAUACUGCCUCUGUACUUCCUGCUUGCUUAUCCGAUAUAAGCCCUACACCACUAGAGAUCAGGGCCAAGUAUUUUGGUAAUGAUCCCAAUCAGUACUCAUCGACGUAACUAAAUCUGUCUCCAAAUACUGGGUAGUGAUUGGUGUUUCUGCUUGCCAUAGUGAGGUGAUUCUGUUGUUGUGUGGGUAAUCAUAGAGUGUAUUUAACAAACUGAGAUGAGUAUGAUGUCUCCAGGUGAUGUAAUCUUACGAGACUGCUGUUGUAUAUAUUGUCGAGCAUAUGACUGUAUUUGAUCUUUGAUUUGGAUUCAGUAAGAGGAAAAGAGGGACUGUUGGCCUGGUUGGUAUAUAAAUGUCCAUUCCAGGAAAUAAUCUGCAUUUCACAAGUGAGGGGACUGUGAAAAGCUCUGGACUGCCACAAGAACUCCUGACCUGUCAGUUGGUUUCCAAGCAUUCUGUUUGGAAGCUGGGCUGUAGAGCUGGACACUGAAGAGGCCUAGGGUAUGAUGUGAUGCUGUGAUUCAGGGCUGUGAAGCUGUCAGUGCUCUUCUUCCAACUGGUAAAGGCAGCCGGCAGGGAGAGACCCGAUCAAACAGAGUAAGAGCCCACCAAAGACCUCUGUGCAGGGCAAAUGUCCUCAGCACAGGAUGGGAGCAUAAGGAGGUGCUGCCCUCUGCAGUCUGGCCAGCACCAUGCUGUGUGCCUGCCAUUGUCAGAGAGGAAGGGCCACCUGUCCUGGAGAGUCCCAUUCUGCCUACCACCCUGUUGCUGCUCACUGUCACCAUCUGUGAACCACUGAGAUGGGCCAGCAUGACCUUUGUUUGGCUGCAGUGUAAUUCCUUAAAGCUCUGUCAUUCCAGUGCUAAGUGCUGAAUAGCAUUUUCUGGUCUGUUGGCCAAGAAAGUCUUAGUGACCUUGCCUGCCAAAUAAGUCCAGAUCUCUUUGGUACUCAAAUGAGUGAACUCCAGCAAGGAAGGCUUGGAAUUUGCAGUGGGUUGGCUAAAUGGUAUACAUUAGAGAGAGCCUUUAAGCCAGACUCCGCAGGUUCAAAUCUCAGCGAUACUACCUGCAAGAUAACCAUGAACAAGUCCCUUGACUGCUUUACGCCUUAUUAAAAAUUACACACUUACAUUUACAUGUCUACUACUAUGUCCUUUAUAGGCCUGUUGUGGGGAUUAAGUGUGAUCUUGCAUAUAAAAUACUAGCGCAGUAUGCGUGAGUGUACUGUCGGUUAUUUGCUGCUCCUCGUCCUAUUCAGAAAGGAUUUCUGAGGCUGGAUGGUUUAGAUUCAGUCCACUAACUUACAACCUUCCUACGGGUGGGGACCCAGUCUUGUUUAACAUAUAAUAAGUACUUGUUUAUGUGAGAGCCAUCCCAGAGCAGACAAGAGGAAGUAAAGACCCGCAGGCCUUUUUACCAAGGAUGAGUUUGUGAGACUGUUUGUGUUGAGAGACUAGGUUAAAAACUAGGUUAAAAUAAUACAUGAAUCUUCCUCAAAUUUUAAGCAUAUUAGCAUCAUUGUUCACUAGAAAUUGGAAUAAGCAUUUGACCUGCCCCAGAUAUUUUACCCUCAAAGGGGUUUUCUGUAAGGCAAGGAGCACUUUGUCACCAACAUGGUGUCUGCAGGUGGAUGUAGAGCCCUAAGAUAAGGAUGUUCCUUGGGGUCCUAGUUCUUCAGUAGCUCCUACUCUUAAAAAAAGGGAAAAAACUUAGGAAAAAUUCCACGUGUAUCACAGUAGAAGAGAAAGCAAAAUGAAUUCCUGUUGGUUCAUCACUUAGCUUCCAUUACUGUCAGUGUUGUGCUGUUUCUGUCAUGUCUCCUGUAAAUUCCUAUGCGUCUCAAACAGGCACAUCACUCACACCGCAGCAACAGCAUUAUAUUCAACCAGUGAUAGUUAAAUACCAUCUGAGAACCUCUGUGUCCUGUUUUCCCAUCACCUUGAAAGUCCACAUGUUGCAUUAGGUUGAUGUUUUAAAUUUCUUUUAAUCAGUGGCACCCUCCUAACCACAUUUCCCCCCAUUUCAUGACUCAUUUGUUGAAGAUACUGGCUCCUUUGUCCUAUAGUUUUUCACCAUUUAAAACCAGCUUAAUGUAUCCUCAAGGGUCAUUUAACAUUAUCUUUUAUCUCUGCUACAGGUAAACUGGUCAUUAAAUCCAGAAAUCAUUUAAAGUCAAAGUCAAGAUUUUUUAAUGGGGGCAAGACUUCAUUAUAAUAGGCUAGUGUGUGUACCAAGAGGAAAGUGGGAGUGAAAAGCUGGAGUUGGUUUCAGAGCAAUUGGGAGGAUAUAAUGAGGGAAUAUGGAUAAUUAUUUCAAGGAAAGAAAUAGAAUAGCUAGAAAGGGAAAUAAGGUCAAGAAAAUGGUCAUUUAUUUACCUUUUUGUUUUGUUUUUUAAACUUUUGAUACUAGUAGCAAACUGUGAGACAUUCUGUACCAUGGUAUGCGGACAGUGCUCAGGAGGAUUAAUUUUGGGCACAUAGCUAUAGAUGUAUGAAAGGCACGCUUACAAGUACAAACACGUGUGCACGCAGGGACUGUCAAACAAUUCAAAGUCCUGUGUCUAAGAAUUUUUUCUUUCCUGAAUGGAAAACAAUUUCCUUCACUUCUAGGUAUUAUAGAUGAUCAUAUGCUGAUAAUUUGACCUGACAUGUUAUUUCAUUUUUAUUUUAAAUCAAGGUCAAAGAGGUGCACUGUUCUCAUCUUAGAGGAAAUAGUGAGGUAUCUUUUAAUAUUACUCCCCCUUAAUAUGUACACUAGUGAUCAGUUGGUGAAAAUAUAUAAAAUGGGCUCACUUUGUAGCCCAGGCUGGUCUCAAACUUGCAACGAUCUUCCUGUCUCAGCCUCCUGAGUGCUGGGAUUACAGGAGUGUGCCACUAUGCCCAGCCUUUGUUCUGAGUUCUUAAAGCCUUACAAGAUCCCAUCAAAUUAACCUGGUCCCUGGCAUCUCAUUCCCAUGUCUCAUAUUUUGUUGUACUUGAGCCUAAGAUGCAUCUGUUCUUUUUUUUAAUUAACUGAUAAAUACGACCUUAAGAUUAAAUACAUGAAAGUAUGGACACUAAGUUGCUUAGGCUUCCUUUUCUCUCAUCCCAUUCCUACACCUGGAAGGGACCUUUGUGUAAAGAGCUCACUAGUCAUCCAUCAAGACUUCUUAUGGUACAUUAACCUUGUGUACAGGUACAGCUUACAUGCCAUGUAUUUGAAUUUUUCUUUACACAUUCAGGUUUCAGAUGUAAACCAUGGUUAGCCAUAUUUGAUGGUGGAACUUUAGAUUGCAGUUUUGGGCUUCUGCAGUACUGCAGCAAAUAAAUUGAUUUGUAUAAUUUUUAUACGAGUAAUCUUAUAAAAUUACUAGAAGUAUUGCUCCAGGAUCAAAAAUUAACUAUUAUCACCAGAUUAUUCUAUACCAUGCCUAAUCAAUUUAUUUUCUAAUAAGGUAUGAACGUGUCUGUUUCUGGCCAGCACUACAUAUUCUUAGUAUUAAAAUAUGUUGUCCCCUAACUUGUUAAAUGAAAGAUAAUUUUUAAAAGUUAACAAUUUUCUGAUUGUUCCAUUGCAUUUUUUAAUUGAAGUGUUUAAUCCUUUUGGUCUUUUUUUUUUUUUUUUGAGAAUGGUACAUUCAUGUUGUGUGUCUAUUUUAACGUCUCAGUGAUUUGUAACUAUAUAGCAUGUUAAUCUGUUGUCUGUUCUGUAUUACAAAUAUUUUUUCAUAGUUUGUUGCUAGUACCUAAAUUGUGUGUGUGUAACUUAUACCAGAGCUUUUAAAAUUGUGUCUGUUUUGCACCAUGUUGUCUUUUCCCUCAGUUUCUUUGGAUAUAUUAUCUUCUGAUAAUUUACAGAUUUUAAUUUAUUGGAGAUUAAUUUUUGUAGUUGAUGGGAGAUAAGGCCACCAACGUUUUCCACACAACUCCCCAGCUGUCCAAAGUAUCUAUCAGUGAUGGCAAACUUUUUAGAGCUUUCAAUGAUACAAGGACCCUGCUGUAUCAUGUAUGCCAUAGGUUCACCACCAUUGGUAUACUUUCCCCAAUAGUUAUGCUUUUCAUUUUCUGUUCUUUUUUUUUUUUUUUAAUUUUAAAUGGGGUAAAGCAGCACAAUAAAAUGAAACAAAACAGUGAGAACCCAAGAUUGGAUUUCAAAAAUAAGACAGUAGGAAAUGUACCAUAAUUACUAUAUUGCAUAUUGUUAUUUUCUAAAUAGUUGCUCAGAUUAUCAGCUUUAAGCUUGCAAAGUCAAUCAAAUAAAACAAGCUUUAGGUUGUUUCUUUAUUUCAGUUACUAUAUGUCAGUCUGUGUUCCUCCAAAUCAACUGGGUGCUAGAGUUGGGGGAAUUGUUCUCUCCUGGCUGGCUGGCUCAUGGGGGGAUGGGGGUUGGGUGGGGAUGGCUUCCAUCCUGGUUCCUCAAAUGCUUUUUAAAUCACAUACUAAAUUCUUACCCAUGUAUUCUUCCUCCAAGACUUUCACCUCUGUUCCAUAGGUCUGCUUUGCUUUGAUAAGUCUGCUUUGAUGUCAUUGUUCUUUUAAUUAGUUUUUAAAGAAAAACAUUUUUUCUCAUUUUUUAUUUUUUUUAAUUUUAUUUUGAAGGUAGUAAAAAUACAACAAAACAAGAAUAGAACAAAGCCAGUUGAGACAAUGCAGUGAAAUUGGUACAGAACUUCACAGCAGGUGUCUUAGUUACUUUAUGCUCGUCGCUGAGACAAAAUACCUGAUACCCAAGUUGGGAAAGGAAAGGUUUAUUUCUUACAGUUUUUGGAGGUUUCAGUCCACACUCAGUUGGCUCCAAGGCGGGCAGGCAUGGCUGGACCGCAGUUCAUAGCUGCUGUAAACAGCAAGCCGGAACCAGCAAAGAGCAAGACAUACCUUCUUCCUGCCAUUACAUCACAUCCUGGCUCCACCCUUUUGUGGGUGGAGCACUGACACCAUUAAUCCAAGCACUAGACAAUGAACGAAUAACAAAUGCACAAUUCAAACUCAUGAGGCCUGGGGGACACAGACAUAACCCAUGACAGCAGGAUAUUGGGAUAGUAGUAAUAGGUACUAUAGUGUCUCAUUGUCGUCACAAUAGUUGUCCAGUCAAUUAGGUAUAGCGAAAUCAAAGUAAACACAACCUUAUAAAACCAAUUGAAAGAGAGUAUUGAAUAGAGCAGAACAAACAUAAUAAAACAAAACACUGAAAACAACCUAUGCUUAAACAGAAGAUAAAGGAAAUCCUCCAUAUUUUCUAUUUUGCAUAUGGUCAUCCUCCCAAGAGAUGCUGAGACAUCUAUCCCCAGCUGCUACCUGUGUCUGUGUGUGUGUGUGUGUGUGUGUGUGUGUGUGUGUGUGUGUGUUUGAUUGAUUCUUAGCCUGCGUGCUGGUAGGCUCAUGGGAGCCACUGGUUCUCCUCCUGGCCCAUGCCAGGGAUGCUUACCAAGAGGGUAGGCGAAUAAGCUGCCUAAGUUCCACCAUGGCCGAGUCUCUGGAGCCCUAGUUCUCCUCCUGGUCUGCGCCAGGGGCGCUUACCAAGAGGCCAGGCGAAUAAGCUGCCUAAGUUCUACCAUGGCCAGAUCUUGGGAGCGCUGAUUCUCCUCCUGGCCCACACCAGGAGCACUUACCAAGAGGGCAGGAGAAUCCAAAGAAAAUGUUAUAGAUACAUAUUAUACAUACUAAUUGUACAUUUUAAUGGGAUUCACUGUGAUAAUUCCGUACAUGCUUUUAGUGUGCAUUGAUCAUAUCUAUCCUCCCCACCUUCCCCAGUUGCUACUAAUUAAUCACUAUCUACAUGAGAGAACAUGGAAAAAUUGUCUUUUCUGUGUCUAGCUUAUUUUAUUUAAUACAAUGUCCUUCAGUUACAUGCAUUUUGCUGCAAAUAUCAGGAGUUCAUUCUUUUUAUGGUUGAAUAACAUUCCCUCAUGUAUAUCUCAUAUUGUAUCCAUUCAUCUAUUGAGGGGCACUUAAUGUUGAUUACAUACAUUAGCUAUUUUGACUAGUAGUACAAUAAAAAAAUCUCUCUUUUGUAUGUUGACUUUAUUUUAUUUGGACAUACUGUAUACCCAAAAGUGGAAUAGCUAGAUCAGAUGGUAGUUCUGUUUUUAUGUUUUGAGAAAUUGCCAUGCUGUUUCCCAUAGUGUCUGUAGUAAGUCAUACUCCUGUGAGCAGUAUAUCUUUUUCUCAUACUGGCAUUUAUAUUUCAUAAUAACCAUUCCAGCUGGGGUGAGAUAAUAUCUCAUUACAGUUUUGAUUUGCAUUUCCUUGACAGUAAUGACAUUGACCAACUUUUUCAUAUAUUGGCUAUUUUUAAAUUCAAUUUUAUUUUAAGGAGAAUAAAACCAAACAAAAUUGAAUAAAGUUACUCAAAACAAAACAGUGAAAGUGAUACAGGAUUCAAAACAAGAUAACAGGAAAUCAGUAAUGACUACCAUAUCUUCAGAUAUUAUAAAAUCAAACAAAACAGAACAGAAUAAAACCAAUCAAAACAAAGCAAUGAAAACUAUACAGGAUUUCAAAAUAAGAUAAUAGGUAAUCAACAAUGGCUACUAUAAUAUAUCUUGUUAUCUCUGAAAUAGCAGCUUCUGUCAUCAGUUUUAAAGUCAAACAAAAAAUGGAAUAAAACCAAUCAAAACAAUGAAAAUAAUAGAGUAAUAGUACUCUAAAAUAAGACAAUAGGUAAUUAACAAUGUCUACUACCUUCAGAGGAAAUUCCCCCCGUAGUUACUAUAUUGUAUAUUGUAAAUAGAUGCUCUAAAUAGAUGCUCAGACCAUUGGCUUUAGGCUUGUAAAGUAGGUCAGACAAUACAGGCAUUAAGUUGGUUUUUUUACUUCAGUGGCUAUCAUCUCAGGUCUGUCUGAAUCAGCUAGUUGAUUAUAGUGGGUGGGGCUCAGCACUUUUUGUCUCCAACUUGUACACUGGCUUACAGGAAGGGGUUGGCCUGGCCCACAACUGCUGCUGGUGCACAGGAGGGGUUAGCUGCUGCUUGGUUAUCUUCCCAAAAUGCAGGGCUGCUCACAGGUAGGGGUUGACCCAGCCCAUGAUUGCUCCUGGCUCACAGGAAGGGGUCGGCUUCUUCUUGGUUCUCUUCCCAGAACACAUGGCUGCUGCUGGCUCACAGGAAGGGACUGGCCUGGCACAUGACCACCAGUGACUCAUAGGAAGGAGUUAGCUUCUUGGUUCUCUUCCUGUGAUGCAUGGCUGCUUCUGGCUCACAGGAAGGGGUUGGCUUUUUCUUGUUCUCACAGUAGUAUUACAGUAUAAAGAUAAAAAAAAUUACCAGAUUUAAAAAUUUCCUUUUCAACAUUUCAGCCAAUAAGUUGGGACUUAAAACUUAGCACCUCCUGGGCCCCUGUGGGUAUUUAAUGUGGAAACGAAAGAUAGGAAGAGAUUUUAAAGGAAUAUAGGUUCUCUGACAAUAGAAGGUAGCAGAUUAGUAAUGCAUGUGACAUUUAGUACAAUUUUUUUGUUUUAUUUUUUUAAAAAUUUAAAGAGAAAAACAAAGUAGAAAUAAUACAUAAUUUCAAAAAACUAAACAGAUCAUAGUUGAUAAAUUACAUAUUGUCCUCUUAGAAAUAGUUGUUCAAGUUAUAAAAGUAAAGCAUACAAAGUGGACAUUCAAAUAGCGAGACUGCAAACAGUUCUGUUCAAUAAUCCAACAAAAACUUAGUAGUAUGGUUAUCAAUCCUACACACUUAAACAUAUAUGCAAUUAUAUCCUUUAGAGCACUUUCUUUUCCUCUCUAAUUUACAAUAGUAAUUACACAUUUUGGGUUUUACUACUCCUACAUUUCUUGCUGCUUUUUACACUAAAGAUACAAUGUGAUAUUUAUAAAUGUGAUUCUUAUUUAUUUGACUAAUAAAGAUAAUCUCAAGUUGUCUCCAUUUCCCUAUGAAGGUCUUAAGAUCGUCAUUUUAUAGCUGAGUAAUAUUCCAUUACUUAAGAAAUACUGCAUCAGGGAGAACAUGGCAGAUAGAUAACAGCAGCUACAGAGGCUCUCUGAGAUACCCAGCUUAGAAUCCAGGAAUGGUGCGGUGUGAGGAGUCCUAAGCAAGGGGAGAUAUACCCUGCCAACCCAAGAAUGAACUAAGCUGAGAAAUCCAACUGGAAAUGCAAUCCUGGUGCUAUAACCGGAACAGAUAAAAUCUCCACACAGAAGCUAGAACCCGUGCCUCUGGAAAUCGCGAUUUGAAUUUCCUGCUGCCAUUGCUGUGUCCCAAUCAGCACAGCAGGGUGAGAGACGCGAAACCUCUGAGAGCGGGAAUCAGCGAACAGAGUUGAGAGCUGGACUGGCGGGGAGCCCUGCAUCGACCUGCGGAAACCCAGGCUUCGGGGAAGCUGCAUCAGUCACCUUAGUGGGUCAUGAAGCAGACAGCGUGCUAAUCACCUGGGCCCAACCUGCACUACUCAUGCAGUCAACUUCCUAGCACUUCUUGUUGGAAACAGGAGCUGUUGCAGCAACCAGGAGUGGCCCUGAGAUCCCUGUGUACCCCACCUCCUCUUGCCAACCCUCUUAAGACUUCAUCUUUAAUCCCAGACAGCUAUGAGCCUGGGAGGACAGAGCCCAGGUGAUGCAGCUCUCAGCAGUAUCUUGCCCACAUUGGGUAUGAUUUCAACCAAAAUGUGUUGGGUGAGUGAUGAGUUUGGGGUCAGUGUAUUCCUAUAAUAAGUACUGCCACCACAGGACUAUUCCUGAAAGUCAUUCGGUGGUAUAGAUUGACCGUGAUUAAUUUUACAGUACUAAUAAAAUGUGCUUUGUAGAAAAUGAA